This is a messenger RNA of Ornithorhynchus anatinus (platypus), 2009 nucleotides long. RefSeq names its product cyclin dependent kinase 2 (gene CDK2). The record is from RefSeq and is a predicted model, not a curated record. The coding region runs from base 45 to 941 and encodes 298 amino acids. Gene Ontology annotation, biological process: regulation of G2/M transition of mitotic cell cycle; regulation of gene expression; signal transduction. Gene Ontology annotation, molecular function: cyclin-dependent protein serine/threonine kinase activity; cyclin binding; ATP binding. Lineage: Eukaryota; Metazoa; Chordata; Mammalia; Monotremata; Ornithorhynchidae. Gene Ontology annotation, cellular component: cytoplasm; nucleus; cyclin-dependent protein kinase holoenzyme complex. The transcript is spliced from 7 exons.
GGCGGCCCCCGGAGCCCUCCCUCCCCCCCCCGCCCCCCGGCCCCAUGGAGAACUUCCAGAAGGUGGAGAAGAUCGGGGAGGGCACCUACGGGGUCGUCUACAAGGCCAAGAACAAGCUGACGGGGGAGGUGGUGGCGCUGAAGAAGAUCCGGCUGGACACCGAGACCGAGGGGGUCCCCAGCACUGCCAUCCGAGAGAUCUCCCUGCUCAAGGAGCUCAGUCACCCCAACAUCGUCAAGUUGCUGGACGUCAUCCACACGGAAAACAAGCUCUACCUGGUUUUCGAGUUCUUACACCAGGACCUGAAGAAGUUCAUGGAUGCGUCCACGCUGACCGGCAUCCCCCUGCCUCUCAUCAAGAGCUACCUGUUCCAGCUCCUGCAGGGCCUGGCCUUCUGCCAUUCCCACCGCGUCCUGCACCGGGACCUGAAGCCCCAGAACCUGCUCAUCAACGCCGAGGGUGCCAUCAAGCUGGCCGACUUUGGGCUGGCCCGGGCUUUCGGGGUGCCCGUGCGCACCUACACCCACGAGGUGGUGACGCUGUGGUACCGGGCUCCGGAGAUCCUCCUGGGCUGUAAAUACUACUCCACCGCCGUGGACAUCUGGAGCCUGGGCUGUAUCUUCGCGGAGAUGGUGACCCGGCGAGCGCUGUUCCCCGGGGACUCGGAGAUCGACCAGCUGUUCCGGAUAUUCCGGACGCUGGGCACCCCCGACGAGGCGGUCUGGCCCGGCGUCACCUCCAUGCCCGACUACAAGCCCAGCUUCCCCAAGUGGGCACGCCAGGACUUCGGCAAGGUGGUGCCCCCUCUGGACCAGGCCGGCCGGGACCUCCUGGCGCAAAUGCUCUACUACGACCCCAACAAGCGGAUCUCGGCCAAGGCCGCCCUGACGCACUCCUUCUUCCAGGACGUCUCCAAGCCCGUCCCCCACCUGCGUCUCUGAGCCCCUCCCCGGGGGCCGGGCCCCGCCUCUCUGUGCCCCCUCACCCCCGCUUCCCUGCAGCCCCCGACCCCCGGGCUGCUGGUGCCUUUUCCAGGCCGGCCUCUCUGUCCUCCCCCAGCCCCCUCCCCAGCCCCAGCCCCAGCCCCAGCUCGGGGAGGACUGGGCUGCAGUUGCUUUCCCCAGGCCGGACCGUCCAUCUUGCCUUGUCGGCCCCGUCGGCCCCCUUGGUGUCGCAGGGCCGGGUCGUGUCCCCCCACCCGCGGCCUGGCCGGCCCCCAUUCCCGCCGCUGGGGACGGCGGAGUGGAGGGCAGGGGGAGGGGAAGGAAGUCCAAAUCUCAGUGCACUUAGCGCCCCCCGCUCCCCACCCCCACAUGGGUCAGGCCUCUGGAAAACAGGCCUCCCAGAGGCUUCCUGACCCCUUUUAAGGUUUCAAGUGUUUUAAAAAGAACAGAGCCAUCUCCCCCCUAAAGUCCCCAUCUCCCCCGGGGCCGGUCGGGCCGGGGGCCGGGGGCUCACUGGACGGGGGCCCCAACCUUGAAUUCAAGGAGCACAACCGGAGGCGGGAAGGAGGGGCCCGAAUCCCUGUCCCGGGGCCAACCCCUCCCACUCCCAAAUCACCCCAACCUCGGGAGGCCGGGGCAGGGAUUCUGUCCCUAGUGAGAACGGGCUCCUUUCUGUACUCCCCGCCGCUGCCCAGAAGCCCCCAGAACCCCAACACGAGGCCUGGGAGGCCGGGAAACUGACAGGGCUUGGGCGGGGGGAAGGGAAAAGGGGGAACGACGGCGGUCUCGUAACCGUCCAGAGCGUAGCAGGGGCAGAGCUGAGGCCAAAGGGGUUUUUUGGGAAGACUGGGGAGGGAAAAGAUGUUUUUUCUCUGAGCAGAAGGAUUAGCAAUACUAUUUAUAUUUCAGGUUGGAUGUGCACCUUGGGGUUUUGUAAGGGAAAAUGUUUAAAAAAGAAUAUUUGUGCCUUCCUGUGCCCCCAUCCCCCCACCCCACCCCUGUUCCGUCUUGUGUGGUAAUUUAGUUUGUAAUUUCAUUAAAAAAAGAGUUCCUAGUUUUACAGCC